ACGGGAACACACCAUCCCUGGAACACGGAAUCUGGCUGGGAGCGGAGAAACGGGAAUGCACUGGGACGAAAAAAACUGAGGAGAAUAAAUAUUACCUGCCAUCUGUUGGUCUUCCUCACUCAUCUGUCAUCCACUGUCACUUUCUUUUUGUCUUUUUCUGAGGAGAACUUCUUCAGAGCCUCCAGUGAAAACACAUACAUAUAGAGAUAUAUCUAUAACAAUCCUAUACAUAUAUCAAUAUACAGUAUGCCUGUUUUCAUAAACAGCGUAUGGGGGACAGAACGGAGCUGAAGGAAGACACGUUGACUGUGAAAACAAAAGCGUCAGGAGGACUAAAGAACAACAGAUAUUCAUUUGAGAGAACAGUACAGUGUAAAACACUGAGAAUGACUUGUGGAAUACCUCCGAACUGUAGCGUGAGGCAUCUCUUCCUCUCUGGCAUCACGCAGUGUUCAGUUGGACAAAGAUCACGUAUAUGGCUUGAUUCCAACAGUGUCAUCUCUUCAGGCUUCUGAACCGGAAUUCUACUAAGUGCUGUUUUUUUAUGUUUUUUUUCUCGGGCCUCGAAACAGUUUGUCUCAAGGUUAGAUCUUUGAAACUGGAGUCUCUCCAAAGGGGAGGAAUCUCGCUCGCUCUCGCUCUCUCUUUCCCUGUAGUGAUGACAAAGAAGAGCACGUUGUGUGCUGAAGUGGCGUGGAAAGCUCUCCGUCUCAUUCCCUGAUGAGGGCUGCAUUCCCUGUAUCAGCUUGUCGUUUAGGAGCCGGACGCCAAGUCAGCAUCAAACCUGCUCUAAACUUGAACUCUUUGCUCUUGGUUCUCAUUAACUAAACUCUGUUGGUUUAAUUGUACCCAGUGACGCUGUUGCACUCUUGGAUACGCAUUGUGGGAUUACUCAAACAGGAUCAUGGCUGCCUCACACCUGUUUCUGAAUGUGUUGACUGCCGUUUUAAUGUUGAGCUACAUUUCUUACAGUCAAAAAUCCAACACCGCCAGCACAGGUGAACAAGCCACAAAUCGGACGGCUGCUCCGUCUGGUGCGCCGGAGGUCACACUCGCGACCCCCGGGUCAGACGCAGAGGAAACCCCGUUGGCUGGCAGCCGCUGUUGGGGUUACUAUGAUGUAAUGGGCCAGUGGGAUCCUCCGUUUAAUUGUAAUGCAGGAAUCUACCUGUUCUGCUGUGGCUCCUGCUACUACCGAUUUUGCUGCCAGUUCAAGGUUCACAGUCUGGACCAGACGUCUUGUUCCAAUUACGACACGCCGGUGUGGGCCAACACAGGCAAGCCGGCGGCUCCAGUGACCGAUGUCCAGGAGGAACCGGAUCGAGACCGCACUCACAUGAUCGUCUACAUAAUAUGCGGAGUGGUGGCCAUCAUGGUGCUGGUUGGGAUCUUCACCAAACUGGGCCUGGAAAAAAGUCAAGGAGGACAGACGGACAUGACAAACUCCAGGGCCCUGACGGAACUGCUAAAACAGCCAGGCGAGCCCGGGGGUGUGGACAGAGGAGGAGGCCACCACCCUAUCGGAUCCAACGGCAUCUCUGGCAGGUCAAUGCGCACCAACAACGAGCAUAACCACCUGAAUAACGUCACGCUUCCUCAUUUGAGUCCCGCAAUGACUCUGUCCCAGCCUCACAACAACCUGGGCUUCAACAAAUACUCCUCUCUCAAGACCAUGGAUAUUACAGCAAGGGAUUAUUACCCCAAGAGCUACCCCAUGAUGGAUUACGUACACCGCCAAUCCUCGCCUGCAACCUUCCAGCCUAUUGCUUUCCACCCAAAAGACAAACACUUUCUUCCCCCUCCGGACAUCCAUACUCCACUGGCCAUCACCAUUACGUCAGCUCAAGUCCCCAAGCCCAAGAUCUCCAAGACUAACACCCACCCACUCACCUCGAGCUCAGCCUUCAAGGUUUGGGACCCCAACAAGAGCCAUGUCCAACAUCAGGUCCCUCUCAUGAUGCAGCCACAGCCACCACUGUCCCAACCAAACAGUCGUCGCCAGGCCUUCUCCAACAAGCGUCAGUUUAGCAUUGAGACUCUUCCAGAGUUGUUCACUCAACCUCUGGGGUAUGGACAGUCUCCACACCUCCACCCAAAACACAAGGGACUGCCCACGAACAGCAAAACAGAAGUGACGGUCUGAGGGGAAAGCCUGGGAAGGAUACAAACACAAGAAAGCAUGACUUCGAUUAGACAACCGGAUGUGAACGCUUCUACACAUGUGCUUCAGUUAUAUUUAAAGUAUAUUUCCUCCUAGUGUUUGUUUUGGACUAGAUUUAUACUCAUUGUACUAUAAUACAAAGAAAUGAAUGGGAAAACGUUGCAUGGUCUUGAUUCCGAUUCUUGGUGGGCCUUGAAUCCCUAGUGAUCCUAGCUCCCCUCUAAAAUUCUGGCCUGUUGUUCUUGUACUUCUGGCCUUCAGAUGUCUCUUGUGGUCCAGACCCAUGUGUCCGAUAGCAAAGGGCAGGAACCUUGCACCUCAGGAGCCUUCACACCCUUCUGGACAAGGCCAUUGUGCUGUCAGCUUCCAUCAGUCAAAAGCUGCCACACAGUGAGAUAUUAUUCUGACAAUUCUAAACCACUGAGGACAAAGAAACAGCGGGGAAGCAUACGGAAGGGGACAGCGAAGAAACCAAGGUGCCCCGUGAGAGGGAAAGAGAGUUUCAGGUGUUGUGAUGUCUAAGGGUUUGUUAUUUCAGCCAACGGAUAAGGGUCUAGGUGAAUUUGGCAAAGUCCAAUGUCUCUCGGUCUCUUUUUCUCAACACCAUCAUCAAAGGACGCAUUCAAGCACUUGUCCAUGGAGCGAACUGCCAACGUCAAGUCAUAGCUAUUCUGGCUGUUUCUAUUUCAAACUCUUGUUUGAGGCACAGCACAGGUAAAGACAAGGUCAAUACGCCAGUCUCUGUUACAGACAGAACUCAAGAGAGACAUUUCAGGGGACAACAGUCGCCCGAAGAGAUGAGGUGCCAUAGUGACGGAGGAGGUGAACAAAUCCGGCAAUGUCAUAAGUAACACUGCCAGAACAACUUUGCUAAAUUGACCCACGUGUAUUCUUGGCAAUAUAUGUCAAACAGCAUGCUUCCUUUGAAUAAUUCUGAAUGUAAAUAAUUAUCCUUUUGGUGAAAGCAAGAACCUUUUAGACCGUGGCAAAAUCAAGCAUGUAGCAGCAAUACCUACACCCUAUUGUAGCAUCCUAAUGGGCAUGGGAAAUCUGGUGAUGGGCAUCAGUUUUAAAGGGAAGAGUUUAGGUGUCUUAAGAGUUACUCGAGAGACCAAGGAAAAUGGUAGCAAUACUAGGCCUAUCCGUCCUCUCCUGCCUGGGGCCACAUGACUGAUGGACACAGCUGUCAAACUCACUCUCUCUCUGCUGUUCCAAGCUGUUCCCUGGCAGGCGUUUGGCUGCCACACUGCCACAGAACUGCAGGGGGCGCUGUAAUUGAUGACAGCUUGCUUCUAAUACAGCAGAUCUUAAAUAUGUUCUCCCAUACUGCCUGUAGACACAUCUUUCUUGUCUGUCUUAUCCUUUUUUUCAUUGACAAUGGAUCUGAAUGGAGAGUUAUGGUUAUUGACCCUCGGAUAUCUGAUGGUAACCUCUUGCUUUACAUAACAUAACAUAACAUAACAUAACAUAACGUAACAUUAACGCAUCUGUUUACCAAGCAAACGGUUGUGUCUAAAAAGUAGCACACUUUGUUUGAACAGCCUUGUGAGAUUUUACAGGCCAAUGAAAUCUGAUGUUCAAGCCACAUAGGGAAUAUAAAAGAGUUUGAAAUGUUCAUUGGAAUGGCUUGCAAAUAAAACGGCAGUAUUGUGAGAGACAGAAAAGGAUUAUUGAACUCAGAAGCAGGAGGCAACACACUCGUAAUGGUACAAAGCAUUCCUUUCAAUACAUUAGAUCGCAUUAAAGUCAUUGCAGUACAUGUUACAGCAGUUGGGUCUGUAAUGAACUGUAAGGAAAGACGAAACAAGAAAGAAACAAGUAGCUCUCUCUCUUUAUAUUCCCACUGGCUCCAUUUUGGAGAUAAUUUCUACUUGUGGACCAACUCCAGGGACAGCAGUUCCAAAAAUAACAACAAUUACAGUUACAGCAUGUUCCUGGACGGCUAUUUUCAACCCUUGAAUUGAUGCAAGGAUGUAUCAACAUGCUCUCUUGGGUCAGCAUCAAGUUAAACUAUCCUGAGCUACAGAGAUGCUUCAUUCAGUUUCGGUGGCAAUGGCUCCAGGGUGUCAUUGGGUUUCAGGGGCAAACCCUGGAGGACAGACACGGCUGUCAGACUCUCCGAGCACAGAGAUGUCAAGCGAUGCCAAGGUGAGCCAGCUACACAGCCCUCUGCCUGAAAUGGAGCCACUUUAUCGGCCAGGAGGUCAUGAAGUCUGUCUUUGAGGAAAGCCGGAAAAUACUAGAGCAGAUUUAGAUUUUGACAAAGCCACAGUGACAAGAUCUCUGGCUGGAUCAGUUUGAACCCUGAAUCAGAUGAGGACUAUCAUCCAGGUAUAAACUUUGAUAUUAAAUCAAUAAAGCGCUGGAUUGGUCAAUUAACUACUUAUUUCCACAGUUUGAGGACUAUAAAGUGAAAUCAAAAGAGGUUGUUUGCAUUCACAUCUGUUACAAAGAAACACAAGGUGUAAAUAUCUACUUUCGAAUUCCUUCGGUGUGAAGAAUCAUUUCCAGUGGUUAUUUUAAACCACCCAAAUAAGCUGAAUGACUGUUGUUUCUGAUUUCUUCUUAAAACGAAAGCGUUCUACCUGUGAUGUGGAUGCUACCAGGUAGUAUUUUAUCUUUAGCAAUACAUGAUGUACUUUUUACUGUUUAUGUACUAUUUGCAAUGUCGUCUUUUUUGUACCGUAAGCGUAAUUGGAAUCAAAGUCGAGCCUGCCGCAGUUGACAACCAUUUGACGGAGAUGAAGUGCUUCCGAAUUUUAACACCCUUCUCACCUUCCUUACUAACUUAAAAGAUGUCUUGCCAUAUUUGAAGCCUGCGCUAUAUGUAUAAAGCCUAUAAUUUUUAAAAGACGUAUUAUAACCAAUGCUUGAAUGACAUGUUAGUUGCCAAUCCAGAGACAUGUAAUAUGUAUAUUGGAGAAUCACAUUGUUCCCAUUUGUUUGGUGGCUCCAUUCGUUUGGUGGUAUGUUUGACCGAUCUAAUCUUAUGCACUAUUCUAAACUGUACCUUUUGUGUAUGUAUAAUUAGGAUGAAUUCUACUAAGGGCUUUAAAGGAUGUAUGUGAUAUUGAUAGGAGUUGCCUGUGUUCAACAUGGAAAAGGUUCGUUUUUUCCAAUGCUAUGACAGGGAGUACAGUUGCUUGUGUCGGAGUGUAGGGUAAACUAUAACAAGAGGUUGUGAAAGUGAUGCUCUGUCCUGCUAUCAAAAUUUUAGGGAAUUUAUUUUUGCCUGUGUGUUUGUGUAUUACUCUCCACCACAAAGCAAAAAUUAUGUUCCCUCUUGCAGAAAACGGGACUUUUCUUGUUUAAACCCUGAAUAGACAUGCAAAAACAUGUUAAGGACAUAUGAGAAAAAAGACAAUUGCUCUAAGUUUGAACCAUACCAGCAUUAAAGGAAAUCCAAAGCCAGCUACAGCAAAUGCAGAUUGAUCCUAAUUAAAAGCCACUGGUUGCAUCAUUGAUAAAGAGAAUGACAGGAAGACUAAUUAGGCUUGUCUGUUGACUUAAAGAAGGCCAGGUUUUUUUUGCAACAUCACUAGCAUUGAGAAAUAUCUCCUGUCAUGUUUCUUGUGUUUUACAUGUUUACUGAUUAUAAUCGCCUGUUUAUACAUACGUCAGGGUUAAAAGAGCAAAAAGUUAAAUAUAUAAAUAUUGUGCAAAAAUAUAUGUAUAUGAUGUGAAUAUAAAGUAGCAUUAGUUCACAGCGUUUCACAACUAGAAACACAAAUUAAAGCUGAGGAUUUGACAUUGUAAACAGUGUUUAGUGGAACUUUUUCUAGGUAGAGCCAGCUCACGUUACCCCAUGUCCUAACUAGGUGCGAUGCAACUCAUUUCCAAGUAAUUUAUUUGUCCAAAAUGCCAUGCAAACAUAGAAGUGACAGCUUGGUUCAUGGAAGUAUUAUUUCCCAAUAGUUCUUAAAGUAAGUGUCGAACUAAACACAUGUCUCAGAGAUCAUUCUAUCAAAAUUUAAUCCCAAGCAAAAAAAAAAAAAAAAAAAAAACAAUCAUCGCAAAUUAUGUAAUAAAAUGACCAAUUAGUAAACAGCAUACAUAAAACUUUAAGUACAUCAUUAGCAGGGCUUUGGCACUCUAGCAUGAUUUUGGACCAGUAAGCAAGAAACUGUUGGCUACCCAAAACAGUCCUAUAACAGAAGUCCUGCCUGGUUAGGGCAGAGUUGUUCACUUUAAGAAAUAAACAGCACACUGCACUCUUGUUAGUCCUUUUAUACACAGUUCUCUAUCAGUCUGUCUUUUCCACUCAUCCUAGCCUCCUCCUCUGACUCUUCAAGCCUCGAUGGAUGUUCACACUGACUGUGAUUAAACUGUUGGAUAUCACAGAGUACCCUUUCUGCAUUCUUAAUGCUAGUGGCCAUAUUACAUUGUUUAUUAGCAUAAAAUUCACCUUUACCUUAUCUUUGUUGCAUCAAUAGUUGUUGUCACUUGUGCCACUCAUAAACUGGCAACUCUUGAUAAAAAGGAAAAGGCACUGUCAGUGUGUACAACCAGACACUUUUCAUCUUCGCUAUCUUGAAACUGGCAUACAUUUGCAAACAGGGCCUGUAGAGCGGUGUAAGAAGUACUGGAAAAUUAUACUUUAGUAUGGGUACUUUGACAGCAUUUUACUUCGUUAGCUAAAAAUAUACUUUAAAGUAUACGGAAAAAAGGAAAAAUAUAAAGAAAAAAAAGAUCUGCAUCUGCAUUAGAGUCUAAACAUUUAUUUAUAAUAAACAAAUCCAUAAACAAUGUUACUUUUGUACAGCAAGGACACAUUCAGUUGUUUAAAAGCGACAAUAAAGACAUAUGUUACAACUGAUUCCUUCACAUAAAUGCAGUUUUUUUUUUUUUUUUUUUUACUUUGGUAAUAAAAACAAACAUACAAACAGAAAAGUUUCUUGAGCACCAAAGGACCAAUAAGAAUGACUUCUGAAAGAUCAUGUGACACUGAAGCCUGUAGUAAUGAUGCUAAAAAUUAGCUUUGCCAUCACAGGAAAAAAAUUAAUAAAGAAUUGAUCAAAUUAAUAAAGAAAAUUUUAAAUUGUAAAUAUAUUUUACAAUACUACUGUUUUUACCACAUUUUUUAUCAAAUAAAGGCUGGCUUGAAGAGCAAAAGUAACUAAAACAACAACAAAAAUCUUACCUUUGUAAGUAAUUGUGCUUAAAAGAUCUUUUCUUAGCUUUUGAAAUUUAUCAAAUUAGACUUUUAAAAUUAGACUUAGAAAUGCAAUGCAAAGCAACCUAUUUAUCUGCAGUUGUCCUCAAUAUCCCAAAUACACAAGACUCUUGGAUAAAUCAGAUGCCAAACUAAAUUCAAUAUGCUGAAACGCGAACUGAGCAGAUUGAAAUUAAUCAAAUUAAUCUUCAUCAGUAGUUAUAAUAUAGACACAUGUUUCUGUGUGACUGAUGAAACGUCUCUUUACAAGUAUAAAUGACCAUGAUUCGACCAAUUACUGUACAUUUUACAUUGAAACAGAUUUUAUUGAUUGUCUAUUGAGAUUCUCUGACUGUGAUAUGCCUUUAUUAGUUCAAUUAAGCAGAAGAAAUUAUGCAUUCUCAAUAAAAGGACAUUUAAAUAAAGAUGAUGACUAAUUAAAACAUACUUUAUACUUAGUAGUUUGAACACCUUAGUGAAAUUGUAACAAGUACAUUUUCCAGAACACUACUGUAGUGACAAAACAUACAAAGUAUAUCAAUGCUCUUUAUACACUCGGCUACAAGAACCCUUGCAGAAACUGAUUUUUGAACCUCAACUACUGCACCAUGGCUGACAGGUUCAUUGAUUAUAAACUAGUUUUGUUGCAUCACUUGCUCGCAGUGUGGACCCGAUAUUACUGUAGUCUCUCUCUUUCUCUCCUUGCUUUUCUCUCUCUCUGUCACUGUCUCGUUUGUGUUUGUUCCUCCAUUUCAUAUCUCGUCGGGACAGUGGGAGGCGUAAGUCUUAGCUGUCAUUGAUAUCUAAGUUAAUAUGGGUCUCCUGAGGCUGUGGAGAGAGAGAGAAAUGGAGGACAAUAUAGUAUGAUGAUGAAGAACUGUGGGUGGAGAGAGGAGAUCUGACAUCCUAUCCUCUCGUAUCAAUGUACUUCAUCUUUUUUGCUUGUCUAAUGCCCCAUUUCCAUAUCUGCCAUGCUUUUUUCCCUUAAGUCUGGUUGCACUUUGUGGAGACGCUGAAUAAUUCAGAGAAAUAAAAUUUACAGGAUGGUAAAAGAUGGAGACAGUGAGGGAAACAGAGCUGUAGAGAGCACGUGAAAGACUAGAGAUGCAAAAGCAAAGCUGAAAUGCACCUGUUUGAGAAGAACCACAGUUUGCAGUCCUGUAUCAGUCUAAGUUGUAAGUUUUAAAAGACAUUUAUGUAUUGUUACAAAGGUCAGUGUCUAGGAAGGUUUGGUUUGACUCUAAAGGAGCAUCCUAAGUUUAAAACGUGUUGACAUAUUCUCUUUAGAAACAGGAAGUUGAGGUUGGUCACAAUAAAAUCUCAUCCUUUUUUUUUUUUUUUUUUGAUAUACCAGAAAAUAAUUUGGCAAUUGUUUUAAAUAAACCAGCCCUGCAUAGCCAAUAGAUAGUUUGAAAAGCAAAAUGACAAAUAAAAGUUUUUUUUUUUUUUUUUUUUUUUUUUUCACCUGUUUGUAAGCUGAUAAUCAUAGAAAAUGCCAUAAUUUCAAUUAAAAAAAAAAUAUAUAUUUUAUGCACUUACAGCGAUAUAAAAGAGAACAUUACAACACCACCUACUCACCAAUGUAAAAGUACAACAAAGCUACAGAUUAUGUGUGAUAACAUGACACUAAUUGAAUAACAUUCCUUUUACUAACCUUAUCUAUAACUGGAGCUGGAAUAUUCCUUUUAAUACUAACAUAACAUUAACUAUUCAUAUCAUCUAAUAAUAAAAAUUACAAUUCCUAUGCUUCCAUGCAAAAAUUGUUGUAACUGUCAUGUAGAUCUGUAAUGUUUUCUGCUAGGUCAGCAAGAGAGCAACCUUAUUCAAUAAAUUAUAAGUAUUACUUUGAAACGUCUCAGGUUAUGUAUGUAACCAUGGUUCCCUGAGAAGGGAAGGAGACACUGCAUCCUUUAGAGGUCACUUUGGAGAACGCCUUCACUGUGACCGGUUUCUGAAGCAUGACAAUAACAUUGUCCGGCAACAGCUUAAAACAUCAUAACCUGGCAUAAUCACAGUUUAAAAGGGCAUUGGGAGAACACGUCAUCCGCUUCUUUGUCUUGCGUCUGAAGCAUGGCAAGGAAACUAGAGGAUGCAGUGUCUCGUUCCCUUUUCAGGGAACCAUGGUUACGUACCUGAGACGUUCCCUUCCGAGGAAACUUCAAACUGCGUCCUCUAGAGGUCACUUUGGGGAAUGGUAUACCCAUGCAGCCAUGCUGAGGGGAGUGCAUACCAUAAACCACAGCAAGCACUUAGUACCAACUCUACCAUAGCCAUGGGAGUUGCCCCAAGGACGCCUUGUUGGCUGUCAGUGACAUUUCACCCUUUAGCCAAGGGCCUGAGCUGCAUACCCUAAAAUAACUUACCUUUUAAUGGCUGGUCUGGAAAGUCUGGUUGAGCUCUGCCCUAGGCAUGGAAUCAGAAGACAGAGAUUCCUUUAAGGGGAUACAGCCAGGUGUCUAAAAAAAACCUAGCCUGCCACCCCGGGGGCUACCGCCAGUUCUGAAUGAACCUGCUCAAAUAACUAAUUUGAUUGCUCUUUGAUAACCCUCCUCAGAAAUGUUUCAAUUGAGAUACAUAAUUAGAGUGGAGCCCAAGGUGAGAACAGGGAACUCAACAAGCAACCCGCCAGGGAGGCAAAAGAUGGCAAAGCAACCUGGCAUGACUGUUAACCGGAGCUCAAAGGGUGCGAAGUCCCAACUCCAAAAAUAGGAGGGGGUCUCAGAUGCUCAAUCUGGGAGUGAUGCUCAUAGGUGACUGUCUAGGGUGAAGAGAGCACUGCUCAGCUCAGCACUGCUAGGCUGGACCCAAAAAGAGGCAACUUAUCAGGGAGGCAGCAAGCAGCCCAACUACCUGAUGUCACUGCAGGUUCAAAUCCUAGCAAGGAGACAGAAGAACCCAGCUUUAUCAAAGCAAUCAAUAGCCCUGUGUCAUAGUACCUAGCUCUCAAGCAGAGAGAAGGACACACAGAGCCUUGCUCAGGACUGUCAAGUUCCCACAGGACCCUCCAGAUAGAUCUCAAGUUUUCGGGAGCAGAAUCUCGGCUCUCAAGCUGAGGCAGGCCCUUAGAGCACACACUGGGAGCUAACCCUCACAGUGAAGGGAGCACUUCUCAGCUCAACCAGAAGGAGGUGCUAGAUUUUGGCUCAACCAAAAAGCAGCUUAAUGGAGCGAAGGAGUUCCAUGGAGCAAAGGCCCAACUCUCAAAAUAGGAGAGACGUGGUCAUAGGUGACCCUCUUGGGUGAGGAAAGCACUGCUAAGCUCAACCAAAUGGAGGCAAUUUAUCAGGGAGGCAACAAGCAGCCAAAAACCUGAUGUCGCAGUCACAGAGCUCAUAGAGCAGAUGGCUCUACCCUUGGCAAAGGGAGAGGAACCCAGCUAAACCGAAGUGAUCAAUAGCCCAGGGGCGAAGUACCUAACUCUCAAAUAGAGAAGAGGACUCACAUUAUCUGCCCAGGACCGGACAAGCUCAUAAAAUAUCCCCCAGAGUGAGAGGAGCACGGAUGUCCGGGGAGCAGAUUGACUGCAAAUGGGAAAUAGGAAAACAACGGGGGUCCCAGCAUAGGGACAACUGACCAAGGAGCCGAUAGGGAAGGGACUAAAAACGCAAUACAAUUAUCAAUCGGUCAAAAACAAGAGGUUCUGACUUAAGCAGGGGAGGUGCUUGCAGAGGUCCUAACCCUUAAACAAAGUCAGAAAAACAGAGACAGGUCCUAGUAGCACUGUGGAUAAAGCUAUUUAGUGAAUUCACUUAAAAUUAGCAAUAGACUAGAUAAAAUGGAUCAAACUCAAUGUCCCCUUUGCAGUCGCUAUGCACACUCGAUGCACAUUUAUGCCGAGCCCGCACUGAGGUGAGCUCCACAGCAGACUUCUACCCAACAGUCAAAGUGGCAUUACGUCAUGAAAGUGUGGACUCACAUAGAGAGUCCACGAGUGUUUAGGGUGUGAUUUGGGACAGGGACAUAGAGGAUGACGUGUUCUCCAGGAACCCUUUUAUACUGUGAUUGUGCCAGGUAAUGUCAAUGUUAUAGCCAUGUUUACUUGUAUGCUGCAGACACCAGUCACGCUGAAGGCAUUCCUCAAAGCGACCUUUAGAGGAUGCAGUUUGAAGUUCCCGAAGGGAACAAAUUUUUACUGUAAGGAAUGAUAUGAAUUAACAUAUGGUAGAGCAAAUUUGAUGUUCAUGAUGACAAGAGAAAUGAUGCUGCUGAUGAUGACCAUGCUGACACAACAGCAAAGAAAAUGCCAAUGGUUUCUACGACACUAGUUGCAAUUUCUAAGAAAAAUACGGACACUGUCCAACUGAUUUAAUGGCUUUUUAAGCAUAUGUUUAUAACAGAAACAUUGAUAAGUGUUCUUUGUAUAUCUUGUUUAAAAAAUAAAAGGCAGAGUGAAACACUCCA
Molecule: messenger RNA, 11714 nt
Organism: Carassius gibelio (silver crucian carp)
Lineage: Eukaryota; Metazoa; Chordata; Actinopteri; Cypriniformes; Cyprinidae
Product: protein shisa-9-like
Exons: 5
Coding region: 905-2143 (412 amino acids)
Biological process (GO): regulation of short-term neuronal synaptic plasticity; regulation of AMPA receptor activity
Cellular component (GO): postsynaptic membrane; postsynaptic density; dendritic spine membrane
Source: RefSeq, a predicted model, not a curated record